AUCGUUCGCGGCGGCGCAUGAAUACAGAGUGUCCGAUAAACCGCGUCCUCACCUAGGGCUUCAUUCCUCCACUUUCUCUCAGACGAUCCGCAUGUCGCGCUCGAGUCUUCCGUAGCUCCGCCGCUAUCGUCACCCCCCCCCAUGAGGAAAGAAAAGAAUACAUACACUGCUUAAGGAAUUCCCGCUGCACAUUUCCGAAGCUUCCCCCCCCCCAUUCAAUGAGCGCAUGUGGAACAAUGAACUGAUCGUCUCGCGUAAAUUACCAACUAGUGAGCUGCUAUUUAAGGUGCUGUUAAGCGCAGCGGAUGUUUGGCGCGCUUGUUUUCAACAUUCGCACUGCCAUCUAUCGAACGUGAGUAGUGGCAGAUGACGAAACGGUCACGGACGACGCUAGUGUCGUCACGUGACUAACCAACCACUUUGAGCACUAAAUACGAACUGAAAAUGCGAAUGCGUGUCUUGGAAUCACGGGGUCGACUGCACCAGAGCGAAAGAUCUCUGGACCGCGACGAUCCGUAUCUUCUGCAGGAUAGCAUGGCCGAUGAACCACCGGAGAGAGAAGUCCCGUCUUCCGAAGUCCCAGAUCCUGCUUUCAGGAACGGCGAUCCGAAUAAUCCCGCGGAAACGAGUGGUGAGAAGCUAAACGGCAAAGAUCAGAAACCCCGGCACCCAAAGUGUGCAAGAUGUCGGAAUCACGGUAUAUUAGAAGAUAUCAAAGGACAUAAACGAUAUUGCAGGUUUAUGAAAUGUCGUUGUGCAAAGUGUAAAUUAAUACAAGAACGACAGAAAGUGAUGGCAAAGCAGGUUGCACUGAGGAGGGAACAGGCGAUGGAUGAAAAGAUGGGAAGAACUCCUGUUUAUAGUCAGGAACCUGUGCUCCCCAGUGAAACGACACCAUCACCAACUGCCACAACAUUUUCACCUCGAAUGGCAUCACCCUUUCAAACUACAUCAGCUUUUAAAGCAGCAGCUUGUAGUGCUUUAAUUUGUUGUCCUCUGAGCGAAAUUAUUGCGAAUGCUCAUCAUCUUUGCAAAAUGUCGACCGGCUAUCGUCACGUGACUCGUCUCCCCGUUCAUAGCACCAAAUACAAAAUCGGAAUGAAAGUGCGGUUCGUGGAGACACGAGGUCGACUUCACGAGAGACCGAGCGUUCCGCGGCAAGACGACUCUCAGAUGGACAACUCAAACGAAGAGGAGAUAGAUGUAGUGACCUGCCCUCCUGAUCCUCAACCAUCUGCCGAAAGCGGAGGGUUAGCUGCCAACACUGACACGAAACCCACUCGCAGACCAAAUUGUGCAAGAUGUCGGAAUCACGGUGUAAAAAAACAAGUGAAAAGUCACAAACGAUAUUGUCCGUAUAAGGACUGCGUGUGUAAAUUCUGCUUGCUGAUUGUAGAGAGGCAGAGAGUGAUGGCCUUGCAAGUUGCCCUGCGAAGAGCAGAGGCUCAGGACUUGGCUAGGGGUAUUAAUCCAAACGCCGAUAACCAGCCUGUGCUACCUCAUGAAUCUCCACCGCGAUCUUCUCCGGAACAAAUACCCUUGAGACCGUCUCCAGUUCAUGUUUCGGCGUUUAAGCCAGCAGGAGCAGGUGGCAUAAACCCUCAUCUUCAAGAGAGUCUCAACAGAUUGGUGACCACGUUCGGAGCAUCGGCCUCCAUGGCCUAUACUUUGUAUUUUGCCAUGCUUAAAGAAUGUGGCUUCGAUUUUGAUACGACCUACCGAAAAAUAAGAGAAG
Messenger RNA from Stegodyphus dumicola, 1735 nucleotides. RefSeq lists its product as uncharacterized. Gene Ontology annotation, molecular function: DNA-binding transcription factor activity, RNA polymerase II-specific; RNA polymerase II cis-regulatory region sequence-specific DNA binding. The record is from RefSeq and is a predicted model, not a curated record. NCBI's taxonomy places the organism in Eukaryota, Metazoa, Arthropoda, Arachnida, Araneae, Eresidae. Gene Ontology annotation, biological process: sex differentiation; regulation of transcription by RNA polymerase II. Gene Ontology annotation, cellular component: nucleus.